GCUCAAGUAGACUAUAAAUGUCAGCUAAUGUCUAGAGCAGGCAGACUCAGUUCCCCUCUUCUGUAGACACAUUCACCCACAAAGCCAUCAAUCAUGUUUGGACCAAUCAUAGCACUGAGCCUGGUGGCUGCUGUAUUAGCACAAUACAACGUGGCUCCUCAAAACAGCACAUACACCAACAGCCAACCCACAUACACCAACAGCCAACCCACAUACACCAACAGCCAACCAACAUACACCAACAGCCAACCCACAUACACCAACAGCCAACCCACAUACACCAACGCCCAACCCACCUACAACAACGCCCAGCCCACCUACAACAACGCCCAACCCACCUACAACAACGCCCAACCCACCUACAACAACGCCCAACCCACCUACAACAACGCCCAACCCACUUACAACAACGCCCAACCUGAAACCUACAACAACGCCCAACCCACUUACAACAACGCCCAACCCACCUACAACAACGCCCAACCCACCUACAACAACGCCCAACCCACUUACAACAACGCCCAACCCACCUACAACAACGCCCAACCCACCUACAACAACGCCCAACCCACUUACAACAACGCCCAACCCACCUACAACAACGCCCAACCCACCUACAACAACGCCCAACCCACUUACAACAACGCCCAACCCACCUACAACAACGCCCAACCCACCUACAACAACCAACCAACCGCCAGCCCACAAAGCUCCGACUACUCAAACGACGGCGCCUUCUUGUACUACGUGAACACCCAGCACGUCGACGCCUACAACCAACAACAGCCAGCCUACACCAGCCAACCCACCGGCUACACCAGCCAGUCUAGCUAUGGUGCUGCAAACUACGCUCCACGGAAAAGCCGCAAGAACAGAAGGGCUAACCGUCUCUUUAGCCGUUACAACAAGCAAGGUCAAUACAACAACCAAGGUCAAUACAACCAAGGUCAAUACAAUAACCAAGAUCAAUACAACAACCAAGGUCAAUACAACAACCAAGGUCAAUACAACAACCAAGGUCAAUAUAACAACCAAGGUCAAUACAACCAAGGUCAAUACAACCAAGGUCAAUACAACAACCAAGGUCAAUCCAACCAAGGUCAAUACAACAACCAAGGUCAAUACAAUAACCAAGGUCAAUACAACAACCAAGGUCAAUCCUACAAUGAUUAUUCAAAUGGAAACUACCCAUGCGGCCAAAAAGAUGACGGCAAGACCUACGCCAUCCCCUACGCUUGCUACGGCUACUUCGAGUGCUACUACGGCGAGGCCCUCUAUCGCCAGUGUGACAACUACUACAGAUUCGAGGCUGGCAAAUGUGUGCCCGACCAGUCCUGUGUCUACGUUGCCCCAGUCACCACCAACUACGGCACCACCAACUAUGGUAACACCAACAGCCAACAGGGAACUAAAUACUAAGUCUCACAAUGUAUCAGAGGGAAAUUUCAGAAACAACAUAAGAAACAUAUAAACCAGUACCUUCCCCACCUAGCCCAUCAAUAACCUGAUGUAUCUUUGCUUUUUUAGUCGAGUUUCAAUAAACGAACCUUCAA
Molecule: messenger RNA, 1553 nt
Organism: Physella acuta
Lineage: Eukaryota; Metazoa; Mollusca; Gastropoda; Physidae
Product: DNA-directed RNA polymerase II subunit RPB1-like
Cellular component (GO): extracellular region
Molecular function (GO): chitin binding
Source: RefSeq, a predicted model, not a curated record